AUGGCUGGGGAAGGAGGAAUGGUACCUAACGCCGAGGAACCUGGUGCACCAGAACGCAGAGCAAGUGAAAGGUUCCGAAAGCACAACCCACCCACUUUCAAUGGAAUGGGAGAUCCAAUGGAUGCAGAAAAAUGGAUACGGUGCUUGGAGCGAAUCUUCGACUUCAUGGGUCUUACUGACAAGGAGCGUUUGACAUGUGCUAUAUUUCAACUAACAGACGAGGCCGACUAUUGGUGGGAGUCAGUGCAGAGGACAUUGUCGCCACAACAAUGGGAGGAAUACACGUGGGAAAAUUUCAAAGCAGAGUUGUACGAGAAGUAUAUUCCUCAGAGUUAUCGAAUCAAGAAAGAAGCAGAAUUCUGGAAUCUUCGACAAGGGAAUAAAUCUGUCACUGAGUACGACAGACUAUUUGUCCAGUUAUCACGCUACGCUCCACACUUGGUGGAUACUGAGGAGAAAAAAUCUGAAAAGUUCAGGCGAGGUCUACGACACGAGAUAGGAAUGCCCUUGGCUAGUCAAGGAACACUAACAUAUGCUCAAUCCUUGAGCAGAGCACGAGAUAUUGAAGCUAUGAUGCCAGAAGAAAUGAAAACACUUAUUCAAGACAAUAAGCGUGUCGACAACAACAACAAACGAAAAAGAAAAUGGCAAGGGACUAAUCAACAAAUGCAGCAAAACCAACAAGAAGAGCGAAAUACCCAGCAACAAGUACCGUUUUGCCAGAAUUGCCACAGAAAUCACUUCGGAGUUUGCAAAGCUGGGAGCGACGCUUGCUACAAAUGUGGAGAUAAUGGUCACUUUGCUCGACAAUGCCCAGGAACCCCACACAGACCUCAACAGCAUAUUCAGAAUCAAGGGAGAAAACGAGGCCAAAGGCCAAUUCGAAUAGCAAGAGCAUAUGCACUUGACCGACAACAACAAGCUCAGGCACCAGAAGAUGUGGAAGGUACGACCAUAAAGAAUUGA
Salvia miltiorrhiza (redroot sage) is the source of this 966-nucleotide messenger RNA. RefSeq lists its product as uncharacterized. The record is from RefSeq and is a predicted model, not a curated record. Lineage: Eukaryota; Viridiplantae; Streptophyta; Magnoliopsida; Lamiales; Lamiaceae. The coding region runs from base 1 to 966 and encodes 321 amino acids. Gene Ontology annotation, molecular function: zinc ion binding; nucleic acid binding. The transcript has a single exon.